CAGAUCUAUCACCUGGCGUCUCCAGCCUCUCCUCCCAACUACAUGUACAAUCCCAUCAAAACACUCAAGACUAACACCAUCGGCACUCUUAACAUGCUUGGUCUGGCCAAACGUGUGGGUGCCAGACUUCUCCUUGCUUCUACUUCCGAGGUUUAUGGAGAUCCAGAGGUACACCCACAAAAUGAGGAGUACUGGGGGCAUGUGAAUCCAAUUGGUCCUCGAGCAUGCUACGAUGAGGGGAAACGUGUAGCAGAGACCAUGUGUUAUGCCUACAUGAAACAGGAAGGAGUAGAGGUGAGGGUGGCAAGAAUCUUCAAUACCUUUGGCUCCCGAAUGCACAUGAACGACGGACGUGUCGUCAGCAACUUCAUCCUGCAAGCACUACAGGGAGAACCUCUUACUGUAUAUGGUACUGGUUCCCAAACAAGAGCCUUUCAGUAUGUAAGCGAUCUGGUGAACGGCCUGGUGUUGUUGAUGAACAGUAACAUCAGCAGUCCAGUCAAUCUGGGGAACCCAGAGGAACACACUAUAUUGGAGUUUGCUCGUCUUAUCAAAAGUCUUGUCGUGAGCCGAAGUCAGAUCCAGUUCCUUCCAGAGGCCCAGGACGACCCACAGAGGAGAAGACCUGACAUCAGAAAAGCCAAGAUGAUGCUCGGCUGGGAGCCGGUGGUGCCCCUGGAGGAAGGCUUGAACAAAACUAUCCAGUACUUCAGUAGGGAACUUGAGCACCAGGCCAACAAUCAGUACAUCCCUAAACCUAAAGCCGCCCGCAUGAAGAAAGGAAGACCCAGACACAACUGAUCUCGGAUGGGUUUCCCACCACAGACUCUCCCAAAACACAGAAAGGUGUACAGACUCCUCAGAGGACCCUUGAAGAGCAACUCUCUGAAAAACACUGUUGAGUAGAGUACUCUGUGACGAUGUGUCUUUUUUGAGAAGCAGAGACAACUUUCUCUUUAAAGUCUCUUAAAAAAGAGUUGGAGCUGCAGCUGGUAAGGGCUUCCUUACAAUUGGAUGGGCAAGCCUAAUUAAAAAACAGAUAUUUGGGCAUCUGAAACCCAACCUACCUUUUUUUGUGAAUUUGUGCUUUUGCUAUUUAAAUCGCAGACAUGAGAAGCUUGCAAGCAGCGCAUACUGUGCAUCAGUGCUUCGUGUUUAUUUUAUCAUGGUGUUUUUUCUCCGGAGAUGAGCUGUUUUGUUUUUCCACUGGAUGUUAUGUCCUCUUAUCAGUGGCGUGCCAGCACCCUGUUGGCUGUUCAUGCAGCACACCGCAGGGCUGGGCAAAUCUUCUUGAAAGACUGUUACAGCAUCAUUACAUGUUGCAUCGUUGCAUUCUACUUUGUGAAAUCUCAUAUCAGGAUGUGCAUUAUCAAUUUCAGAUGAAGAUGCUAUUUUAAUAAAAUAUUUCCAAUAUUUUGUGUAUGAUAUAAUUAGGAAGGAAAAUAAUGGUGUGUCGGUGGGAACUGUGAUUUCAAUGUACACUAACCGAUGGGAAUUACCGUGGUGAGAAAAAUUGAGGUCCCCACAGGUAGAGACUGCUUUUUGAGGCGUGCGUGUGUCUACAAAUGGUAGUGAAAGUGAAAAAGCAGGGGUCUUUGGUAGUACGAAGCCACCUUUAUUUAUGACAAUCUAGCAAAAAUAAAAGCCAAGACAUCAGAUUUGUUCAUUCAUCCGCCUAAUAAUUUGUUUAAAUUUUGUGUGUCAUUUCCACUGUUAAAACUAAUAUGUAGGGAUAGAGGCAAAUAUAUGAGAGUCGGUUACAGUGGUGGGAGUAACCAAUCAAAAGUCAGAGCAGAUUGACAGCUGCAUUGUAGGUUUGUAACUUACUAUCACAGGUUCUCUGAAAGAGAAGGCAGGAGUCAAAGAAACAAACCCUUUGACCAUUCACACUAGCAGUGGCCUUGAAUUGUGUGUCUGUGACUGGAGUCAAUAAUAGUCAUAGUUGACAUCAGCGCCAUGUCUGUAAGAACUGGGGUCACGCGGUCCAAUGGGGGAGUUUUCAUCAUAGUGGUGCUGACGCCCUUGAUCACUGGCACGAGCGUGGUCCAUCCAGUACGCCAGGUCAGUCUCGAGCCUCUGAAGAGUAAAAACAAACAAACACCACAGUCGUGAUUCGUUUAGAAACUCACCCUCAACAAAUCUCAAGCUAAUGUAUACAAAGGCAGAUGAUAAGCUGCUACAGCUGUGGCAAAUGGUUUCACACGUUUUUUCCAUUUUACGAAGCAACAGCAAAUGGCAUGUAUUUGUAUGAGAAAUAACGCUACUCUGGCUGAAACAGAAAUGCUGUCAGCUGUCAAAAAUAGUGGCAGUAGGGGGUUAAUUUCUGUACUCUGCUCCAUUUUUAUCUAUUGCAUUCCCUCUGUUGCUUACUGUCCCUGGUGAAUUCUACAUGACAAUCACCUGAGAAAAAACUGAAACUGGACUGUAUAUUUGUUUGUGAGAGAGAAUUUAUGUGUUGUCAUAUAUUCAGUUCAGGUCGUACAGCAACAUCUUGAGGAUAACCUUUUGAUAAGGAUAUCUUGUAGACGUCAGACCAGACUACACUUUAAACUAUACCUUUGUCACCACACAUUUUUGUCCUCCACAUUUCAGAAAUAUGUAAAGAUCCAAAUGACUAAAGUUUUUACUGUCUGUUUUA
Molecule: messenger RNA, 2638 nt
Organism: Micropterus dolomieu (smallmouth bass)
Lineage: Eukaryota; Metazoa; Chordata; Actinopteri; Centrarchiformes; Centrarchidae
Product: UDP-glucuronic acid decarboxylase 1
Exons: 9
Coding region: 43-801 (252 amino acids)
Biological process (GO): D-xylose metabolic process
Cellular component (GO): cytoplasm
Molecular function (GO): NAD+ binding; UDP-glucuronate decarboxylase activity
Source: RefSeq, a predicted model, not a curated record